Messenger RNA from Sungouiella intermedia, 2532 nucleotides. Lineage: Eukaryota; Fungi; Ascomycota; Pichiomycetes; Serinales; Metschnikowiaceae. The record is from the annotation of a GenBank genome assembly.
AUGAAGUCUCGUCAGCGAAAGCUUCUUGACCAAAUCAAAAUCACAAACAACAAGAUCUAUGAGGAUAUGCCCACGGGCCGCCGCCGACGGCUGGCUCCUUCUGUAACUGGAAGUGAGUCAUCUCUGUCGAUGGCGCUGCCUGGCACCGCGGAAAAUGCUUCCAACCUGUCGAAAUCAUCUAGAUCGUUACAUCUCAAGAGGAAAGGCACUUUGAUCCGAUUGAAUUCUACUCGUUCACUGCCGAGAAGCCCGAAUUCGGCAACAUAUGCGCCUUCCUCACUGUUUGGCUCCGCUCCGUCACCAGUGAUAGUACCCAAGCGCAAGUUAGGCAGGCCCAGACUCUACUCGGCCUCCGUGAUAGAAAACAUCCCAGGCCAUCAUUUCGUGGUACGCAUCAAGUAUAAUGUGCGCAAUCGCAUGGCUCGCCGCUUACUCGGCGCGACGCCCGUGGUUCUUGAGUCUCAUUCCACUCGAAAAGUGCUCCGCCCAAAACCUGUCCCCGGCAGAAAACGAGGUCGCCCGCCUCUCAAGCGGCCCAUUGUAAACGAUUUGCCGCUGCCGCCAGAGUUGCCGCUACUGCCACCUCGAGAAGACGAAGCCGAAUUGCCCUACAAGGGCGUACUUCCUUUCCCCGAUUGCAUCAUCAACGAGACUGAUCCCACUCUUCUGGACCGCCAGCAAUUCGAGGAGUUCAGGAUUCGGGGUGAUAUUCAGCGCGAACUCUCUCAACGAGAUCUCAUUGCGGAUGGCCACGAAGAUGCUAGACUGUCGCCCACUCCAAUUCCCCAAAUGGCUGAGUACUAUUACCUGCGCUCUCAGAUUGCCAAGAUUCAGUUCAGAGACUAUGUCAUUGACACAUGGUACUCAGCUCCAUAUCCUGAAGAGUACUCACGCUGCAAGAUCUUGUACAUCUGCGAGCAUUGCUUGAAGUAUAUGGGCUCGCCCGCAUCCUACGAGAGGCACCAACUCAAAAACUGUAAUGCGUCCAACAAUCAUCCACCUGGUGUGGAGAUAUAUCGUGAUGUACAAUCUCGCGUGGCUAUAUGGGAAGUGGAUGGCCGCAAAAACAUAGACUACUGUCAGAACUUGUGUCUCUUAGCCAAGCUCUUUCUCAACUCGAAAACACUAUACUACGACGUGGAGCCGUUUGUCUUCUACGUGCUCACCGAAAUCGACGAGAACGAUCCUUUAAAGUAUCAUUUUGUUGGCUACUUUUCCAAGGAAAAGUUAAACAACUCUGACUACAACGUUAGCUGCAUCCUCACGCUACCCAUAUACCAGCGCAAAGGGUAUGGAAGCUUGUUAAUUGAUUUUAGUUACCUUCUUUCUCGCCAUGAGUUCAAGUUUGGAACUCCAGAGAAGCCUUUGAGUGAUUUGGGCUUGGUCAGCUAUCGGAACUACUGGAAGGUUGCCAUUGCUUACACUCUCAAGAAUAUUCACAAUGAUUUUUUGAAGAACAACACUUCUAAGCAAAUCGUUGUUUCUUUAGAGAUACUCUCCAAGCUCACAGGAAUGAAACCCUCGGAUGUCGUUGUUGGUCUAGAACAACUAGAAGGUUUGAUUAAGUCCAAAGAGACAGGAAAAUAUGCAAUUGCUAUCAACUUGCCAAUAAUCAAUGAGGUCAUCGAGAAAUGGGAACUGAAAAACUACACCACUUUGGUUCCACAGAAUGUUUUGUGGAAGCCCUUAAUUUACGGUCCAUCUGGUGGUAUCAAUUCAGCACCGCUCAUGGCAGCUCAGUCGAACAAUGGUCAAUUGCCGCAUAAUAACGGACAACAGCCUGCAGCGGUCAGCAACAGCAUCUCUAUGAUUUCUGAUUUCCUCAAAGAUGACAUAAAUAAUCCUUUCACAUUUGAAGAAGAGGCUUAUAAGGAGAUGGAGCAUCGUGCCAAUGCUGCCAACAAAGGUGUCUACGAGUUCUGGAAAACCACAGACCCAUCUGAAUUGGAUGUCGAUAAGUACGUUGUGUGUCACCCCGAUUUCGCCAAUGGGAUACCUAUGCGCCGGCCCAGUAUAUCUGAGGAGAGCAUCCGAAUUGCUAGCGAGGAUGAGGAUAUCCCCGUUAGUGAUGGAGUCGACUCAAUUGAAGCAGACGAGUAUUUUGAUGCCGACGAAGACGACAUUAUGGAUGAUAACGAUGAGGCGCAAGCUGUGGAUGGGGAAGAAGAUUCCGAUGAAGAUGAAGAGUCCGAUGAAGAUGAAGAUGAGGAAGUGUCUGAUGAGGAAAUGGAUGACGCCGACGAAAUCAAUGGAAAUGUUGAAAAUGAACAAAUGGCCAUACCCAAUCAUGUUCUGUCAGAAAGCGAAGAGGAAUCCGAUGAAGACAACCUUGAUGGAGAAUCUGAUAUUAUGGACAUCGCUGUGGAAGAUUAUUCCGUUGAGGGAGCCGAGGUAUUCGGCAAGUCAUUGAGGAACGGAAGCCGUCGCUUACGCACCCCGCCCAUCAAUCGAUUGACACGGCCCAGCCAGAUAGCUAAUUAUGACGGCACAUACAAUGGAGACGGAUUGCGUCGGUCUCCUAGGAGACGGUGA